This is a messenger RNA of Chara braunii, 1069 nucleotides long. Lineage: Eukaryota; Viridiplantae; Streptophyta; Charophyceae; Charales; Characeae. The record is from the annotation of a GenBank genome assembly.
GUAAUCAAGGAACUCCUCCGUCAAAACCAACGCAGCAGGGGGUCAACGCAGGAGGAGGAAGAUUACCUCGACCGAUCCUAAAGUCGUGAUGGAGGCAGAGGUCAUUGCAGUGGAGCCUGGGGCAGGUGGAGAGCCGCAGCCACAUGGGGGAGAUGUGGGAAUGGUGGGGGAGGACGAGGUAAUCCCGCAAGGAGCCACAACGCCGCAGAUAGAAAGAGAGGAAGAGGGGAAGGAACAAAACCGCUCUCCUCCUCCAGCUCAUACCAAUUAUUGGGCGCCGCAAUGGGCGGAGGAAGAAAGAGUACGGGAUAUGUUGCCGAAAUGCUACGACGACGUGGGGAUUGUACCGUCUGGCUGGGAUAUUGGGGAACUUAGGGAAGAUGGGACCAAGGCACACUUCAUCCUGAACCCGUCCUUGGACGAGAUCAAGAUAAAGUGGCUCAAAGAACGAACCGUAACAGUUAUCUUCCAAGAAGGUUCAAAGAACCUGCCUAAGAAACUCAAGGAAGAAGUGAUUAGAGUCUUCGAGGAUAUCUGGCUAGGGGAGAAGAGGUUUGAUGAAGCAAUAACAAGAGGCCGCGUGUAUAGAGUAACUCACGAGGGUCGGGGAAAGACCUCAGUACAGGGAGAAGUGAUGGGAGGAGGAGGACACUUUGGAGGGGAUCGGCGAUCACGAGAACAAGGAUCAUGUACGGAGGGCGAGAGUUUAGGAGUUGGCACGUCGGGCACCAAGGAGCAGAAGGGGGAGACACGACUGAGAGCAGAACUUAAGCCAACCAAAUUACGACGCAGAGUAAGUGAGGACAUGCACGAACUUAGAAUUCAAGAGGAAGCGGAAGGCGAGUCCUCCUCAAACUCAGAGGUAGUGGAACGUGAGAUCAUAGGGAUGGAUGGGGCAGGCUCCACCUCACCCCCGACGGCGAUGAAGAGAAGACGACAACUUAUAGCAUCGAGAACGAAGGACAUCACCUGGAAAAAAUACCUGAUGCCACUUCUCUUUAUAGCAGUACAGGAAGAAAUCUUCGAACUGGCAUAGACAGUCUCUCAAACGGAAACGGCUCUACCUUCG